This is a messenger RNA of Dermacentor andersoni, 1341 nucleotides long. RefSeq names its product RNA-binding protein 41-like. Gene Ontology annotation, cellular component: U12-type spliceosomal complex. NCBI's taxonomy places the organism in Eukaryota, Metazoa, Arthropoda, Arachnida, Ixodida, Ixodidae. The record is from RefSeq and is a predicted model, not a curated record. Gene Ontology annotation, biological process: mRNA splicing, via spliceosome. Gene Ontology annotation, molecular function: pre-mRNA intronic binding; U12 snRNA binding.
UAGCCAUAAAGCCGACGUCCUGUUUCUUAUGUUGUUGGUGGUUGGUGCGUCGAUACGUGUGCGGCAUGGACUGCCAUCUAUCCUCGUACAAAUGAUGAUAUAAAACUGUGAUCACUGUGACACAACGACACGAACCAUUGUACAAUUCGCUGGCACCGCUGGCACAAUCCUGUCGUUACGAGAAACCUUCGUGUGUACGAAGUAGCACGCUGACAAUAAUGAACUACGACAAUUUUCGUUCCCCGUACGAGGACGAGCUGCCUGGAAAAUACCCUCGCAAGCGCCUGAGAGGUGAACCCGGAGCCGAAACAGAAUCCGAAAGGCUGCUUCAAGAGAUGCUAACAAAGCAGCUUGAUACGCGGUUUUCGGUCAAACAUCUUUCAGAGCAACAAAAACACUUCACAGCAGCUGGGAACUAUGUGGAACUUCCUGUUGCUGGCGCACGCUCCUUGGACGAGUACAAGGCAGUUGGAUCACGAGAGCAAGAGAUACAAAUAUUGUUGCAAUGCGGUCUCACGAACGAAGAAAUCGAACUGUAUCUCCAGUCAAAAGAAUCUGCAAUGGUGAAGCAAAAGCACCCUUUGAUGGAUCCAACUUUAUUGGAUUUAAGGCUGAAGCAAAUAGAAUUCAAGGUGAAGAACGGCAAGAAGUGCAUCGGAGAUGCCUGCUUAAGCGAACUGAAAAGUGAAGAGCACUUGGGUUACUUAAAGAAGGAUAGUGACGACUCAUUGCUCUCGAAGGACAUCACCUGCACAAAGAGUCGUUCUUCACAAACAACAGUUCCGAAAGAUCCCAUGAGCCACAUUGCAGACUUUUCGCAGAGAUUGAUGGAAAGAGUAAUGAGCAAGAGAAAAGGGAAGAGGGGAACCAAACCAGAUGAAUCCCCGUCACACAUAAAUGAGAACGAAACGCAAUCAUUAGAUAAGAGCAGCGAAUGCACUCAAGAGCAGCCUGGUCCAGAUCCCACUGUUUAUCAUGUUGUUGUGCCACUUCCUGAACAUGAGAUAGCAGCAGAAAGACUUGGGCUCAAAGAGAUUAGGAAGCUGCCACGUUUCCAAAAUUACAGUCCGGGGAGUGAAAGUCAAGUGCUGUAUUUGAAAAACCUGCACUACAAAGUGGACAUUCGAGAACUGAUGGCACUCUUUUGUCGCUUUGAUGAGGAGACUUGCCCGGUGAAGUACAGGCUCCUGUCCGGCAAGUUAAGGGGACAAGCAUUUGUCACUUUACCAAGCAUACAGGCUGCAGCAAAAGCUCUGGACUUGUGCAAUGGAUAUGUUCUAAGAGGAAAGCCAGUCAUUAUAGAGUAUGGAAAAAAUCAGACAUAAACUACGCUUGUACAAA